Molecule: messenger RNA, 3656 nt
Organism: Frankliniella occidentalis (western flower thrips)
Lineage: Eukaryota; Metazoa; Arthropoda; Insecta; Thysanoptera; Thripidae
Product: aminopeptidase N
Exons: 17
Coding region: 217-3615 (1132 amino acids)
Biological process (GO): peptide catabolic process; proteolysis
Cellular component (GO): cytoplasm
Molecular function (GO): metalloaminopeptidase activity; zinc ion binding; peptide binding
Source: RefSeq, a predicted model, not a curated record
UUUACCGCGGCUGAGCACGGUAACUCCUUCAAAGAUAUCCUUCUCUGCGCUUGCAGACUUUUGACGUACCUCACCUCCGAUGACGUGAGAAUCGACGCGAGGGACGUUAAGGCGCUGUGGAAGUCUCUUGCGGCCUCUGAUCUCGGCGUUUCCACCGCCCUGAAGUACAUCGCCGCAAACGCCGCCACAAUCAUCAAAAACCGCGGCAAGGACGAGAUGAUCACCAUCCUCAGCACGCUGGCCACCCGGAUCGUUACGCAGGAAAAUAGGGAAAAGCUGGCCGAGCUCAAAAUCGCUGACAUCGGCGACGACGUUCUUAACGGCUUUUUGGCGACAGCAGACGUCAACCUGGCCUGGGGAAACACUUACCUCGCGAGCGUCGAGAGCUACCUGGUCGAAGCGGAUACCACGGUUGACCCUACUGCCUCAACUACCCCAACCACCCCCACUGCCCCCACUGGCCCCACUGUCCCCACGACUCCCACAGCCGCCCCUACGCCAUCCCCCGACUCGUACCGUUUGCCCUCGAGCAUUUCCCCAUCUGCCUACAUCCUUCACCUGGCCAUCACGGGUUUUGACUCCUUUAACGGCUCCGUCACCGUUGAUUUCCUUGCGUUGGACGAGGACGUGAAGUCCGUCGUGAUGCACGCCUCCGAUCUCACCAUCGGCAAAGUUAGGGUGUUCGAAAAAUACACCAACAAGGACGUUGUUGUCGAAGGCGUGAAGUCAAGUCCCGAGGUAGAGCAGAUCAGCAUCAACCUAGCGCAAGCAUUGCAGCCCGGAAUAACCACCUACUCUGUCGCCAUCGACUACACCGGCCCCGUGAGGAGCGACUUCACGGGACUGUACCACACGACCAUAGGCGACGGGGACCUGAUCGGUACGCAAAUGUACCCGGCGUACGCGCGACGCGUCUUGCCGUGCUUUGACGAGCCCCACUUCCGCACCCCCUUCAAGCUGAACGUGUUGCACGAGCAGAACCUGGUCGCGGUGUCGAGCAGCGCCAACCUGGAGGCACGACGCGCGCUGCGACGGGGCCUGCGCACUGCCAUCGUGGAGGACGACUACGAGGUCACGACGAACAUCCCGCUCGCGCAGGUCGGCCUCUUCCUCGUGGACUACAGGGAGUACAACAAGGUGGCGACCGACGGCAUGACUCUCGUCGGCCGGAAGGAGCUCGUCGAGGCCGCCAAGUCGUCCGGCGUGUUGGCCCAGGCGCAGACCCUCAUGUGGUGGUUCGGCAACGCCAGCGGCGUGGCCGCGGCGCCCGCGCACCUCAACCUCCUGGGCCUCUCCAGCAGCCUGGAUGACGCCGUCAGCACCUGGGGACUCGUUGCCAUGCGCGAGCGUAACAUGGCCGACAUGGACACAUCCCCGUCGUCGGGCGACAGCGAGCAGAACUGGCUCACGCAGCUGGCGCGCACGCUCUCCCAGAUCUGGUUCGGCGGAAUGGUGUCCCCCGACUGGUGGAGCUCGGCCUGGCUCAGUGAAGGCUUCGCCACCUUCUUCCAGUACUCCGUCCCGGCGACGCUGCAGCCGACAUGGCAGCUGCCCUAUCAGAUGUACACGCGCGCCAUCGCCCCCGCGCUGCACGCAGACUCGUUCGAGGGCGCGCACCCGCUCAACGCCGACGUCAGCGGCUCCCAGGAGACCAUCGCCGACGCACUCGACGUCAUUGCUUCCGGAAAAGGUGGCGCCGUGGUGCAGAUGCUGAGCCACGUCCUGGAAGACAACAACGCCUUCGACGCCGGCCUCAAGGCGUUCUUCAAGGACGGGGAGAAACUCCCCCACACAACCGUCCCGGACGAGCUGUACGCCGCCAUGGACAAGGCCGCGAAGCAGGUCAACGCCGACACCAAACUGCCCGCCGGCGCGACGCUCAAGGAGGCCAUCGGCACCUGGGUGGACGGCAGUGGAUACCCGGUGGUCAACGUCAUCCGCGACUACAACGCCAAGAAGGCUACCAUCAGCCAGGAGCGCUUCCUGCUGCACAGCCCGUCCUCGUCGCAGCAGAGUCUGUCGGGCAGCUGGUGGGUGCCGCUGUCCUACGCGCUCCGCGCCGAGUACAUGAGCAUCGACUACACGCCGAAGGUGCCCUUGAAGACGUGGCUGGCACCGGGGCAAGACCUCACCAUCGACCUCGCGGACAACAGCGAUUGGCUGCUCGUCAACGCUGACCGGAGAGAGUUCUUCCGCGUCAACUACGACAUCCGCAACUGGAAGAUGCUCGGCGACUACAUGCUCGAGUACCACCAGCUGGUGGAGACGGUGGCGCGCGCCAUGCUGGUGGACGACGCGCUGGCGCUUUCGCGCUCGGGCCGCCUGGAUUACCCCGUCGCCCUCAAGUUCCUGGACUACCUCCGGUUGGACGUGGACCUGGCGCCUUGGGAGGCAGCGCGGCGAGGCUUCGACUACCUGGACGCGCAGCUGCUCGGCUCCCGGCACGAGGCCGUGUACAAGACGUGGCUGCUCCAGCUGCUGGAUGCGGCCGUAGAGGAGGCGGGCUUCGUACCGGAGGACAGGGACUCGCACACGCAGCGGCUGACCAGGGCCGUGGUGACGGCGUGGGCCUGCGACCUGGGCCAGGAGUCCUGCACCCGCUACGCGAAGCGCGACUUCGACACCUGGAUCACCGAACCCAACGGCGUGAGCCACGACACCCUGGCGGCCGUGGUGUGCGUCGGGCUGCGUAACGGUGACGCCGACACGCUCAAGACCGUCACCGCCAGGCUGGCCGCCGAGGAGGACGACGCCCAGCGAGCAGCCAUCAUCCAGGGACUCGGAUGCGGCGGCAACGUGCACGCCCUGUUCGACCUCACGGUCCGCCCUGGGCUGCGACGCGGCGAGCCCGCCCUCCUGUGGGGCUCCGCGACACGCUUCCGGCCCGCAGACGUGACCCAGAGCAUGCACUGCUUCACGAACAUGCACAAGCGCGUCGCCGCUCAGUACGGCAGGGCGAGCAUCGUGGACAUCGCGAGGGUCCUGGCCAACCGCGUUACCACCCAGACUCAGCUUGACCUGCUCACCGCGCUGGUGUCGGACAUCGAUGCGUCGCUCCUGCAGGGCGCACUGCUCCUCGCGAAGGACAACGUGGCCUGGAGGGAGGACAACCUGGAUGCCGUCGCCGACGUGCUUUACGAGCUGACCAACACCCCGGACCCGGACCUACCCACGUCCCCGACGACCUCGACCACGACCACGACGACGAUGACCAUCCCUACGGGCCCCGUGCCCACGGACCCCGCCACCGUCACCGCCUCCACAGGCACAACCUCCACCUGGACCCUGCCGCCCUCCGUGUCCACGUCCACCGCCACACUGCCGACGUUGGACCCCGUCACUGUUCCCCCGGGAACCGGGCCCACCGACCCUGCGACUGGCAGCACGGCGUCGACUGGAACCUACUUUACCCUUCCCCCGACUAGUCCGACAACCCCGGUCACCCUGCCGCCUGUGCCAACCGGUGGGCCCUCUUCGACUUCGCCUGCUACUACUGCAACCCCUGGUCCACCGCCAACCCCGGUGGUGCCAACAAAGAAGCCGAACUCAUCCAGCGGUCUCGCCACGAACACAGCUCUGCUGUUAGCUGGAAUUGUCGCCAUCAUUUUACAUUAAACCAUCGCCGCAUUAUUUUUUAAUAAAUGGAAAAGACAGCG